Molecule: messenger RNA, 1476 nt
Organism: Schistocerca gregaria
Lineage: Eukaryota; Metazoa; Arthropoda; Insecta; Orthoptera; Acrididae
Product: zinc finger protein 99-like
Exons: 1
Coding region: 20-1438 (472 amino acids)
Biological process (GO): regulation of transcription by RNA polymerase II
Cellular component (GO): nucleus
Molecular function (GO): RNA polymerase II transcription regulatory region sequence-specific DNA binding; DNA-binding transcription factor activity, RNA polymerase II-specific
Source: RefSeq, a predicted model, not a curated record
UAAACCUCACGAAUGUGAGAUGUGUGGGAAAUCUUUUGCUAGGGAAGACCAGCUGAGAAGACAUAUUUUAAUUCACACUGGAAAGAAACCACACAAAUGUGAGAUUUGUGGGAAAUCUUUUACUAUAUUAGGCAAUCUUAACAAACAUUUAUUAGUUCACACUGGAAAGAAACCGCACAAAUGUGAGAUUUGUGGGAAAUCUUUUACUAUAAUAGGCAAUCUUAACAAACACGUAUUAAUUCACGCUGCAAUGAAACCUCACAAAUGUGAGAUGUGUGGGAAAGCUUUUGCGUUUUCAAGCUAUCUGAAGGCACAUACACUAAUUCACACUGGAAAGAAACCUAACAAAUGUGAGAUAUGUGGUAAAUCUUUUACUAUGUUGGGUAAUCUCAAGAAACAUGCGUUAAUUCACACUGGAAAUAAACCUCACAAAUGUGAGAUUUGUGGGAAAUCUUUUGCUAGGGCAGACCAUCGCAAGACACACAUAUUAUUUCACACUGGAAAUAAACCUCACAAAUGUGAGAUUUGUGGUAACUCUUUUAGUGUAUUAGGCAAUCUUAACAAACAUUUAUUAACUCACACUGGAAAGAAACCUCACAAUUGUGAGAUUUGUGGGAAAUCUUUUGCUGCAUCAGGCUAUCUCAAGAAUCAUGUUGUAAUUCACACUGGAAACAAACCGCACAAAUGUGAGAUUUGUGGGAAAUCUUUCCCUAUGUCAAGCCAUCUCAAGAAACACGUAUUAAUUUACACUGGAAAGAAACCUUACAUGUGCGAUAUUUGUGGGAAAUCUUUUACUAUGUUAGGUGAUCUCAAGAAACAUGUAUUGAUUCAUACUGGAAAUAAACCUCACAAAUGUGACAUUUGUGGGAAAUCUUUUACUGUAUUAGGCAAUCUUAAUAAACAUGUAUUCAUUCACACUGGAGAGAAACCUCACAAAUGUGAGAUUUGUGGGAAAUGUUUUACUAUGUUAAGUGAUCUCAAGAAACAUUUAUUAAUUCACACUGGAAAUAAACCUCACAUAUGUGAGAUUUGUGGGAAAUCUUUUGCUAGGGCAGAUCAUCGCAAGACACACAUAUUAUUUCAUACUGGAAAUAAACCUCACAAAUGUGAGAUUUGUGGGAAAUCUUUUACUAUAUUAGGCAAUCUUAACAAACAUUUAUUGUAUCACACUGGAAAGAAACCUCACAAAUGUGAGAUUUGUGGGAAAUCCUUUACUAUGUUAGGUGAUCUCAAGAAACACAUAUUAAUUCACACUGGAAAGAAACCUCACAAAUGUGAGAUCUGUGGGGAGUCUUUUGCUACAUCAGGUUAUCUCAAGACACAUGCAUUUGUACACACUGGAAGUGGACCUCACAAGUGUGGUAUCUGUGACAAAAGUUUUACUUACUUGGAUACUCUCAAGACACAUGCAUUACUUCACAUCAGAAAGAAAAUGUAAGUAUGUGUUAGAUUACGCAAAUAGGUUUUCGUGGUUGG